UGUGGGGAUGAGCGAGCGCGCGCGCACGCACCUGGAGUUUGAUCCGUGCGCGCGCACUCGCUCAGUGUGCGGAUCAGAAGACGCUUCAGUUUCACCGCCACCGGGUUUCAGUGUCCGACUGCACACACACACACUCACUCACACACACACCGCCACCGGGUUUCAGUGUCCGACUGCACACACACUCACUCACACACACACACACACUCACACCGCCACCGGGUUUCAGUGUCCGACUGCACACACACUCACACACACUCACACCGCCACCGGGUUUCAGUGUCCGACUGCACACACACUCACACACACUCACACCGCCACCGGGUUUCAGUGUCCGACUGCGCACUCACACACACUCACACCGCCACCGGGUUUCAGUGUCCGAGCGGAACUGCACUCGCACACACCGCUCACUUUUCUGACGUGGAUCCACGACAAUGGGGGAGCAGCCGAUCUUCACCACUCGAGCUCAUGUCUUCCAGAUCGAUCCCACCACCAAGAAGAACUGGGUUCCUGCCAGUAAACAAGCUGUCACCGUGUCCUACUUUUAUGACAGCACUCGCAACAGCUAUCGCAUCAUCAGCGUGGAUGGGACAAAGGUGAUCAUUAACAGCACCAUCACCCCCAACAUGACCUUCACGAAGACGUCGCAGAAGUUCGGUCAGUGGGCCGACAGCCGCGCAAACACUGUGUUCGGCCUCGGGUUCGCCUCGGAACAGCAACUAUCCAAGUUUGCUGAAAAGUUCCAGGAAGUGAAGGAAGCGGCUAAAGUAGCACGAGAGAAAUCGCAGGAGAAAACCGACACGACCAGCAACCACUCGCAGGAAUCUGGCCGCGAGACUCCGCUGUCCAAUCAGGCGUCGAGUAUCAAUGGCACAGACGAUGAUAAAAUCUCUCACACACCUGAUAACACGCUGCUGAUGAGUGACAACAACCGACUAAAGACUGCUGUGGACCAGAGCACUAACCAGUACGAGGCGGAGCUGCAGGCUCUGAAGGAGAGUAACGCUCGGCUGACAGAGGCUCUGCAGGAGGCAAAUGGCAGUGUGGAGAAAUGGAAAAUACACACCACUGCAUGCCAGGAGGAGAACACCACGCUCAAGAACAAGAUUGCAGACCUGGAGGCGGCGUGUAAGGAGGUGGAUCAGGAGAAGGAGAGAAACGCUCAAAUGAGUAACAGAGUGCAGAAACUUGAGAGUGAAGUAAAGGACAAAGAGCAGGAGCUGGAGAAUCUGAGGAAGCAGGCUGAGAUAAUUCCACAGCUCAUGUCCGAGUGUGACGGCCUCAACGCCAAGCUGCAGGCGGCAGAGCUGGCCAAUCAGGAGGCUCGUGCGCGUGUGUCAGUGCUGCAGAGUGAGGUGAGUGAAGGACAACAGAGACAUGGAGCCAUGAAGAAUGAGCUGAAGAAGUUCAUGGAGAUUCUCGAGGGGAAGAUAGACGAACUGCACGAAGUCCGCCAGGGACUGUCUCACCUGGGCAUGGACAACUAACGCACACACACACACACACACACACGGACAGACAGUCUGCCAGGGCCUGCUUCGCCUGGGUUUGGACAAUCUCCCUCUCUCUCUCUCUCUCUCUCUCUCUCUCUCUCAUGCACUUGCGUGUGCACGCGCGCGCGCGCGCACGCACGCACGCACGCACACACACACACACACACACACAAGUAUCUCAGUAUCUAGGGAGUGACAGCCAUAACUCUUUAUAUUAUGUUAUAUUGUGUAAUAUAAAAAACACACUACAGUUAAUGCACUACUUAAGGUGGUGAUCUCAGGGUGCUGGUGAAAUGCGCGCGCGCACACACACACACACACACACACACACACACUGCAGUGUCACAAAGUGCCUGAGGGGAGCUUUCAUCCCUCACAAAUCUCACACACACUCUACAUGCGGUACACACACGAGUGCAAUACAGUAUAUGAGGAGGGGGCGGGGCUUCAUAUUCAAUGCACUUUUCUAUAGAAUUGUUCUGAUUUGUUGGUUUCUGAACUCUAUGCUCUGAAUCUUUAUUUUGUGUGUGUGUGUGUGUGUGUGUGUGUGUGUAAGGGAAGUGUAUUUUGUUUAAAAAAAAAAAUAUCCUUUGGUCCUGGGACUUUUUUUCUAAUUGCGAGUGUAUACACAUCUGUGUGCACAGAACUAACACACACACACACACACACACACACACACACACGUCAUGUGCCAGAGUUACAUUUUCACUUUGUGACACGUGUGUAAACAUUCUCAGUUUACGUUACAACAGAAAAGGACUGGUCCCAAAUCUCCAUGUGUCCUGCACAGGCACCUUCCUCCCGAAUAUUACACAGUGACAGUGUUUCAGUCAUCUCUGUCUAACACACACACACACACACACACACACACUUUCUUCUGGUCUUACUCUGUUUGGGAAGCUUCACUUUUUCCUUCAAUUUCCACUUUUUUUUUUUUUCUGAUUCAAUAAUGUACAAUAAUAAAGUUGUCAAAUAUA
This is a messenger RNA of Neoarius graeffei (lesser salmon catfish), 2473 nucleotides long. It is a transcript of the gene homer2, whose product is annotated as homer scaffold protein 2. Gene Ontology annotation, biological process: regulation of store-operated calcium entry; G protein-coupled glutamate receptor signaling pathway. NCBI's taxonomy places the organism in Eukaryota, Metazoa, Chordata, Actinopteri, Siluriformes, Ariidae. Gene Ontology annotation, cellular component: plasma membrane; dendrite; postsynaptic density. The transcript has 9 exons. Gene Ontology annotation, molecular function: G protein-coupled glutamate receptor binding. The record is from RefSeq and is a predicted model, not a curated record. The coding region runs from base 438 to 1490 and encodes 350 amino acids.